AUGGCCGAGGAAGCCAUUGCUGCUGGAGGUGUAAUGGAUGUUAGUACUGCACUACAAGAGGUGCUGAAGACUGUCCUAAUCCACGAUGGUUUAGCACGUGGCCUACCCAAAGCUGCCAAAGCCUUAGAUGAGCACCACGUCCAUCUUUGUGUGCUUGCACUCAACUGUGAUGAGCCUAUGUAUGUCGAGUUCCUGGAGGCACAUUGUGCUGAGCACCAAAUCCACGUAACUAAGGUUGAUGACAACAGGAAACUCUGGGGGUGGGCAGGCCUCUGUGGAACUGAUCAAGACGGGAAACCACGGAUAGUGGUUGGUUGCGGUUGUGUAGAGGUUAAGGAUUAUGGCAAAGAAUCUCAGGCCAAGGUUGUCAAGCAAAGACUACUUCAAUGCAAGAAAUGA
Messenger RNA from Chionomys nivalis (European snow vole), 399 nucleotides. Its product is annotated as 40S ribosomal protein S12-like. The transcript has a single exon. Gene Ontology annotation, molecular function: structural constituent of ribosome. The coding region runs from base 1 to 399 and encodes 132 amino acids. The record is from RefSeq and is a predicted model, not a curated record. NCBI's taxonomy places the organism in Eukaryota, Metazoa, Chordata, Mammalia, Rodentia, Cricetidae. Gene Ontology annotation, cellular component: ribosome; cytosolic small ribosomal subunit. Gene Ontology annotation, biological process: translation.